AUGCAAAGGUUUUGGAUACCCAGGGAGCUAAACGACGAAGCAGAUGACGCUUCCAGGAUUGUAGACCUGAAUGGAUGGUCAAUACUUGACUCAGUCUUUGACAAACUGAACGAACGUUGGGGACCAUUCGAAGUAGACAUGUUCGCAGAUGCAAAUAACAAGAAGUGUGAAACACGUGAAUGUAAUUAUCUUCUGAAGAUGGACGAGAUACCUCCAGAUACAGCGCAACGGCCCGACAACUGUUCCAGGCAGGCUCACAGCCAUCUCAACUCAACGACUUCAAUACAGCCCAUCGCUCAGUCCGGCUAA
Molecule: messenger RNA, 309 nt
Organism: Ostertagia ostertagi
Lineage: Eukaryota; Metazoa; Nematoda; Chromadorea; Rhabditida; Trichostrongylidae
Source: the annotation of a GenBank genome assembly